GGUUGAAGGUGGGUGGGAAAUCAUCCGUGCUGAGCCAUAAGCUUGGAAGCGAGGAUUUGUGUGCCGUGAAGGGGAAAAAGGCCGUGAGCCGCUUUUUGCCUUUGGAGGUGGAUCCGGAGAUUUUCGCCGUGAUGUCCUCCCUGAGCCAGCGCCUGAAGGAACUCCAAGUGCCAGGCGAAACCGCCAAGUUCGAUUUCAGUCACCUGAGCUUCUCACAGUUAGAGGAGACCAAGGUGGAUUUCGGACAGGCCCAUGUGGGUCGCACUUACCGCGAGAUGUGGUUGAACCAUCAGGUGUCGGGCACUCGCAUCCCUGUCCACAAAGGGGUGCCAUCGAGUGUGAAGAUCGAGAAGCCGAAAGCCAAGGCGUGGCCCAAGAAACUGGCCCAACCACCGAACGAAACAAUCCCAGUGUGGGAUGCCACAGAGAUGGAGGAGUUCGAGAUGUACGGCGACGAGAUCGAAGCUGGCAUGAGUGUAGUAGCAGCCACCGAGGGUCCCAGUCCAAAUGUGGCUCAAUUGGAAGCCCGAAUGCUGUCCAUGGAGAAUGCCCUGUCUCAGAUUCUCCUUGCACUGGAAAACAUCCAGCCGGCAACCGCCAGUGAAUCUCGGAUAGAUCCCACUGACCCCACUGCACCCAAUUCAGUGAUUGCCCCGCCGACCGAAAGGCCCAGUGCAUCGGAGGCGAAGGACUCCGAAUCCGAUUUGUGUGCCGUGAAGGGGAAAAAGGCCGUGAGCCGCUUUUUGCCUUUGGAGGUGGAUCCGGAGAUUGCAGCUGCCAGUGGUGUGACACGUGACAGAAGUGAGAUCCAGUUUAAGACCAGUGACCCAAAG
Molecule: messenger RNA, 833 nt
Organism: Cladocopium goreaui
Lineage: Eukaryota; Dinophyceae; Suessiales; Symbiodiniaceae
Source: the annotation of a GenBank genome assembly